Molecule: messenger RNA, 813 nt
Organism: Exophiala bonariae
Lineage: Eukaryota; Fungi; Ascomycota; Eurotiomycetes; Chaetothyriales; Herpotrichiellaceae
Exons: 1
Coding region: 1-813 (270 amino acids)
Biological process (GO): mRNA splicing, via spliceosome
Cellular component (GO): U2 snRNP; precatalytic spliceosome; catalytic step 2 spliceosome
Molecular function (GO): RNA binding
Source: RefSeq, a predicted model, not a curated record
AUGAACGCCAUCCGCGCAACGCAAGCGCUGAACAAGCGCGAACUCGAGAACGCGACGCCAGUGACCGCUUCCUGGCACACGGACUACCGGGACACCGCAUACAUCUACGUCGGGGGACUCGACAACCGUCUCACAGAGGGCGACAUCGCGGUAAUAUUCUCGCAGUACGGCAAUCCGACACAUCUACAGCUGAUGCGCGACAAAGAGACGGGCAAGAGCAAAGGGUUCGCAUUCCUGAAAUACGAAGACCAGCGCAGCUGUGAUCUCGCGGUGGACAAUCUUGGGGGUGCGGAUGUUUUGGGAAGGGUUUUGAGGGUCGAUCACACGAGGUAUAAAUUACGGGAUGAUGAGGAUGCGGAUACGUGGAGGUUGGAGCGGUUGGAGGCGUUGCAGGCGCGAGAGGAGGGGGGUGGGAGUGUUGAUAGGAGUGGGGAUGAGACGGAGGAGAGUGAUGAUGGGGAAAGACGGCGGAAGAGGAGGAAGCCGCUGUUGAAAGAGGAGCGGGAGUUACAGGAGAUGUUGGCGGUGACGCAGGGUGAAGGCGAAGAUGAAGAUCCCAUGCGCGAGUAUUUGAUCAAGGAGAAGCGGGAGGAGGUUGAACGGGCGAAAGAGAGGGCGGAGCGGAAGGACAAGUCGAAGCAUCGACAUCACCAUCACCAUCAUCACAGGAGGAGGGACGAAGAAGGGGACGACAAGAAAGGAUCGGAGAGAUCUGGAGAUCGCGAUGCCUACCGGCAUCGUGAUGGGGAUGAGGAUCGAGAGCGAAGAAAGCGUGAUCAUGAUGGCGAUGACGAGCGAAGAACGAAACGAUGA